Molecule: messenger RNA, 1089 nt
Organism: Eutrema salsugineum
Lineage: Eukaryota; Viridiplantae; Streptophyta; Magnoliopsida; Brassicales; Brassicaceae
Product: probable ubiquitin-conjugating enzyme E2 23
Exons: 1
Coding region: 1-1089 (362 amino acids)
Molecular function (GO): ubiquitin conjugating enzyme activity
Source: RefSeq, a predicted model, not a curated record
AUGACGAAAGGUGUUGAUGUAUUCAGCUGCGACUCUGAUGAUGAUGAUCUGGCAAGUAAACCUAGAGUACCACUUGCAAAGCUAUCUAGGUCAAAAUCAGAUCGAUAUAGAGGACGUGCUGAGAAAGUUUCCCAAAAAGUUAUACCGGAGUCUAAAUCUGGAUCGGAGGAAGAAGUUGGUGACAUCGUUCACUUGGGACACUCCAGUUACUUCAUUAUUGACAUCUUCGAGAAGGAGAUCAUGGAGUUGGGAGACAAAGUGGAUUUAAACUUCAAGAGAUUUAAGAAGUUCGAAGCUCUUGAUGGAGACGCUCCACGAGAUCAUCACUUCUACAACUAUCGUUGCUGUUACUCUUGCUUCUGCCUCUGCGUAAACGGUAAUGUAGAGGGACUGUGGGGGAUUCUAGAGAGAGAGUUAGACUCGAGGGAGAAGAAAGAUGGUUGGAAAGGAAUCAGCUUCUUUGUGAGAACUUAUCGUGAACGAAAAGAGCUGAUGAGAGUUGCUGUAACUGAUCAGAGCCACAGCUUGUUCUUCUUCGACCUUAAGUUCCCUAAUAAUUAUCCAUCUCAAGCACCGGAAUUCUUCUACCAUCCCUAUGGCCUUCCUUUGAGUACCCCUGAAACCCUAAUCCCAUCGGGAUCCAAACAUGGAUACAGCAUAUUAGAUGUGUUUCGUUACAUUGAAGAGAUUGUGAUGAUGAACACCAACAAGUCAUGUCAUCAGAUGCUGGAUAUGCUGAAACGGCCGCUCAUGGGGUUUGAGGAUUUCGUGAAAGGGCAUUUUAGGAAGAAGGGACCUUUGAUUCUGCGGAACAUGAUGGACGAGAUGGACAUGGAAAAGGAGAGGGAUAAAACAAUGUUCUUGAAGACGUAUGUUGCCUUUGAAGACAAUAAAGCGUAUUGUGAGCAUCUUCUCGACAGUGGCCUUAAAGAAGAGCUGAAGAGAUACAAGGAGAAGGAGUGUUCACAAAGCGACUACUACUACUCUUCUUCAUCUCCCUAUUUCCCAACCAUAAUUAGCAGGUUCGAUGAUAUUAAAAAGACAUCCAAAUACCAAAACCUCUUGAGCAAGUUCUCGUUUUUCGAUUAG